GCAUAUAUAGAAAUCGUUGUUGUAACUUGUCUGCACAUAAUUCAUGAAAUAUAUAAAAGUGAUUUUGAUACAUUCGACUCAACUUUUCUAAAUCGGGCUACACUGGGUAGAAUUUUUCGGGCAUGUUUGAAAAUUGUUUGGUGCUUGAAAAUGGGAAUAUUUAGAACAACAUGCUUGGUCAGCCUGUAACCCACAGGCUUUGGUUGCUUGGACAAGUGUCAUUUUAUAACAUUGGUACUAUGGUCUAGAAAAGUGGUCCCUAAGCCAUCCAUCAAGGUCCACCAGCAUUCCUGUUUUUUCCAAAUUAAAAUCUUGAACAGUUGGUGGGCCUUGAGGACUGGGUUGGGGAUCUCUGGUCUAGAAGGGCCCAAAAAAAUCAUAGUUCUGACUUGAGGUUCCUGUCUGUGCUGGUCAGCUGAGCUGGAUUAUAGAAUGUGGCCUCCUCCACCCAAUAAUGCAUGGACUUAAAACAGGCAACCAGAUUUAACGUGCUAAAGUCCAAGGCGCCUAUUGUGUUAAAAAAAAAAAAGCUAAAUGUGUGCUCCCUUUGGCAGCACAUAGACUAAAAUUGGAACGAUACAGAAAAGAUUAGCAUGGCCCCUGCACAAGGAUGACACGCCAAUUUGUGAAGUGUUCCAUAUUUUUGCAUGGCUGAUCUUAUCAGAAGUGUUUCCAAUUUUGCCUCCGUUCAUGUGUCAGACCCCACAGCUCCUCCCCACAGCUCCUUUUGUCCAAUGGGAGGCGCUGAAAUGUUUCCUUUGGGGAGUUCUCAUCAGACACGGCUCCAGACUGAAACGCGAGAAGGCCUAUGCACUUAGGAUGGCCCUGGCUAGGGUCUCUUCACUGUACAGUGACCUCUCUCCAAUCUACAUUAGCGUUUUGUUGGCCUACAAGGGGCAUCACAUAUUUAGGGUCGGUGAUUCCGUCCGACCUUUCCCGCCUGUUUUCCCUCAACUUUUCCCGUUGUUGUCACGUUUCCGGACAGACUUAGAAUCCUGGAAUCGUAAAGAUUUCUUGUGGUUCGGCUGGCUUAGCAUUAUAAAAAUGACCCUGCUGCCUUGUUUAUUAUAUUUAUUACAAACCAUUCCCAUUUACAUUCCAUUUUCAUAUUGGAGACAGUUACAGGCGUGUUUCGGUUCAUUUUUGUGGGCUUCGGCAUGUCCUCGACUGAACUGACUUACUCUGAUGCGUCCCAAGGUGUUAGGCGGGGUGGGUCUCCCUGAUUGUCGCACAUACUAUCUGGCCUGCAUCCCUGCACACGUUCUUGACUUAUUUCAUAUUGCUUCUUCCCAAUUGUGGGUUCGUCUGGCGCAGGAUAUAUGCCCCAAAGCCCUUUCCACCCAGCCGUGGACUUGGUCUCCGGCUUCCCAGGUCUUUUCCCCAAUGUCCUAUGCUACUCGCCAUACAUUGGCUACCCUGCACAGUGUGGGUACAAACCUAUGUCUCAUUGAUCAUAACGGCCCCCUACUUCCUAUCACCGACAAUCCUGAGUUUCCACCAGCGUCUUCUGCCAAUGGCAGAUUUUUUGGGGCCUCAUUGACGGAUCCCGUUCAUUUUCACCAUGCUUUAUCUGGUGGUGCACUCAAGUCUCUAGACAUCCUCUUGGGUGACCGGCCGCCCUCUCGCGUGCACCCUUUGCCUACUUCCAGCUACAACAUUUUUACCCCCACUUUCCUGACCGCUUGUCUCUGAAUCGUAGCUUGACGCCCUUUGAGUGGUUAUUUUUGGCCUCGUACCCUUGUCACUCCAUAUUGGCCAUCUAUGGUCUGUUGCUGGCUCCCAGAACAGAGUCCCUCUCGUCCUUUUGCCGCAAGUGGGAGUCCGAGCUGGGUAAAUCCUUCCCUCCUGAUCAAUGGACUAAAUGUUUCUUCCUAACCCAUAAAGCUGUAAUUGCCACAAAAUUUCAGGAGACGAGCUUUAAAAUCCUGUCCCGUUGGUACCGAUGCUUCAUUACCCUUCUGUGCCAAGUUCUUGUUGGCAGUGUGGUGGUGACGAAGGUACUAUGAUGCACAUCUGGUGGGGUUGCCCUAAACUGGGGCCUUUCUGGAGAUCAGUCCAGCGGGUUAUCCAAGAGGUUACCAGGGUUCAUGUCCCCCCGAGUCCUGAGGCGGCCCGCUUUAUAUGUUUUCUAUGGCGCAAGCGAAAUAAAAAAAGUCCCUGGCACGUCACCUCCUCCAGGCAGCUAAAACAAUCAUUCCUAGAUGGUGGAAGAGCCCUUACCCCCCCUCCCUUGAAGAGUGGUUAAGUGAGAUUGCACACAUACGCAUGGAGGAACUCUUAGCCGUCCAGCCCACUGAUGUUACCAGGUUCGGUGCUACCUAGCUUCCGUGGUCGGCUUUUUGUUCAUUUCCGGCAUAUCGUCCCUGUGCUGAAUUCCUGAUACUUACUAUAGUGGACCAGCUGGUCUGCGUUCCAACUCGUUGGAUACGUCUGCUUUGGAUAGAUAACCCGUCGGCCUCUGCCUCAGCUGUGUUCUCUACUUGUGUGUUGGUUUGUUUUCUUUGGUCUUGUCUUCUAUUUCUAUUGUCUCUGUGGUUUGUCUCCCUGUCUUGUCUAUUGUUCUCCUAGUUCAGAGCUAGUGGUUCUCUACCAUCUAAACUUCCACCUAAGCUUAAUUCCCCUCUCCAUCUGUUGUAUAACAUUCUAAUUUCCCACAUUACCUGUAUAUCCAUACUCAGGCAUGGUGGGAGCUUAAUCUACCUGUUUUCUUUUUGGGCGCCUACUCUGACCAGUUUGUCAUAUGUAACCUUGUUAUCUGAGCUAUGUGUUAUUUCUGACCUGUCUUGAUAUUUCGGCCCACAAGGCCGCAGUUGUAUUUGUAUUGACCAAGAGUUCAUGUCACUUUUGUGUAUACUUAAUAAACCUUUUUUGAAAAAAAAAUGCUAAAUGUGCAGCAGGGGCUGCGGUAACAAUCAGGGCUGCUGCUUCUCAUCAUUGGGUGCUAUGUGGCAUUUUUAGGGGGGCUGUUCACAUCACAUAUCGGUUGUGUGCCAUAUGAUCACUUUGGGCUCCCAUCAAAAGGUGAAAUGGAAUGGAUAGUUUAAGUAGAAAGAGUUACCGGGACGGCGGGGAAGUCACAGGAAGAACCUUUACGGAAACAGUAUCAACUUCAUCUAGACUUGUAUCACUACCACCAAAGGGAGCGAACUCUAGCGGUUCGAAAAUUUCUUACCAGGCGGGAGGGAGUGGUAUGGAAAAGAAGAACCUGGUACAAAGCAGCAGUAGUUACAUCACAUCAUCAUCAUCGGCAGCCUCAGGCGGUGGCGGCGCAAGCACAAGAGUAAACCUCAGCACUUCAGGAUCGAGAUACGCACAGUCACCCACUUCUACCCUAUCAGUAUCACCAAACUCCACCUUUGAUAGGAAGGCCUACAUUUCCAGUUCUCGCCAGGCGGGGUAUGAAGGAAGUUCUAGUGGGAAUUCAUCACCAGAAUACACUAGAAAAGAAAUGGCAUCUUCUGCUACUAGAGGUCGUACUCAAAGCCGAGAAACUGAAACACGCAUUCGCCUUCAAAGCGCAUCACCCUCUACACGAUGGACAGAACUUGAUGAUGUGAAGAAACUGCUAAAAGGAGGACGCUCCACCAGCGUGAGCCCCAGCAGGUCCCCAACAAAUACCCUUCCCAUUCCUAAAAAAGCAGCAGUGGAGACAAAGCUAGUAACAGAGAGCUCGCAGUCAGUUUCAGGGUCUUAUGACACAACCAUUAUGGAAUCCGCUCUCCCAUCCUACAUGUGGACCUCCACACUACCUGCCGGAUCCUCCAUGGGCGGCUAUCACAACAACAUGGCCAGCAUGGGUUAUGGUCAUGGGUCAUCUAUGAUGAAUGCCCAAUCCUCAGGAUCAGUUUUUGGCGUCCCAAACAAUCUGGCCCCCAGCUCUCCUACCCUUCAUUCAGGAAUGAACACCUCCUCUGCAGUAUUCGGCAUGCAAAACAAUUUGGCCCCUUUAUCCUCCCAACUUGCAGCAUCAGUUGCAGCCCCUGUUGUCCAUGGCUCGGUAUUAUCUGGCAACACUUCAGGGUAUGGAGUACAGAAGAAUGUCACACAAAACACCCAAAGCUCCGGUGUAAUAAGCAGCGGUGGCACCUCUACAAGCGUUACUACCACUAAAACCCAAGGUGAUGACAUCCUCAGCAAAGACUACAAGUUCCUUCUAUUGGAGAAAGAAAAGGCCCCAGCUAAGAAGGAAGGAGACAUGCUGAUCAUGUCCAAAGACAGUGGCAAAGUCUUCACAGCCUCCACUGGUGGCAGCUCAGGUUCAUACGGUGAAGAAGUUCUAAAGAAAGAAAAACAAGGAACAACCAGUAUGGAAACCUCAUACAGAUCAGAAGCAAAUGGUGGUUUAAAGGCAACAAAAGAGAAAGCCACAUAUGCAGAAAUUCAUCGGGUUGAUGGCUUGAAGGCUGGAGCAGAUCACUAUGUGGAGAGAAGAGACGGUGGAACUGACAGCGCCUGUGGACCAUGUGGUUCUUGCUGUAAAUGGUGGAUGUGGACACUCGGUCUGAUCCUGGGUCUACUCUUCCUUCUGGGAUUGCUCUUUGGACUCAUAUCUUUGUGGCAGGACGUGAAGAAUUUGAAGGAACGUGUGGACAAUCUACAAGGCCAGGCACAGAUGGGUCGUUUGGAAUCAGGCCCGGAAUUACGCUCCAGUUCAAACCUCAAUUUGGCCAGCGCAUUGGAUUCUGCAGGCACUGACAACAGAGAGGCCAUAUGGUUAUUCAUCAGAGAUAAGAUGUCACAAGAAAGAGGAACAUUAGUUGGCCCGAAAGGUGACCCUGGACAGAAAGGUGACUCCGGGCUGCAAGGAGAAAAAGGUGACAGAGGAUACCCAGGACCUCAAGGAACACCAGGUCUUAUUGGUCAUCCUGGAGCAGAUGGACCCAAAGGGCAGAAAGGCAAUGCAGGUGAUCCUGGAAUUGAAGGUCCACCGGGACUAAGAGGAAGAGAUGGCACAGCUGGCCCCCGUGGUGAACCCGGUCCUCCUGGAAUUGGAGAAAAGGGAGACAGAGGCUCACAAGGUGAACCCGGUGUGCCCGGAUCUGCAGGCGUGCCAGGAGCUAUGGGACUUAAAGGUUUAAUGGGUCUUCAAGGUCCUCAGGGUCUUCCAGGAACCCCUGGUCAACAAGGUUUCAGAGGAGAAGCUGGACAACCAGGGCCUAAAGGUGACAAAGGAUCUAUUGGACCGCCCGGAAAUAAAGGUGACACCGGUGACAAAGGAGCUCGCGGACUUACAGGAGAACCAGGACCAAGAGGAUUACCAGGACCCACUGGAGAAACUGGAGCUAAAGGCUCAGCAGGACCUCCUGGGCCAGAUGGACAUCAAGGUCAACGAGGUGAACAAGGUCCAAUUGGACAACCAGGACCAAGAGGUCCUCCAGGAUCAUCAGGAGACCCAGGCCUGCCAGGACUCCCCGGAGCACAGGGCCCACCAGGACCACCUGGCAACCCAGGACGAGCAGGAGCUAAAGGAGAUGCUGGCGAUCCCGGAAGAGUCAGCGUCGAUGGUGGUUCAUAUGCUUUACCUGGACCACCAGGUCCACCAGGAUCUAUGGGACAACCAGGUUCACCAGGAGUUCCAGGUCCUGUUGGUCCAUCUGGCCUUCCAGGAACACCAGGUCUUAAGGGAGCAAGAGGAGAUCCUGGAGAACCUGGAGUUUCAUAUACAAGAUCAGAAAAUGCAUACCAAGCACAGCAAGUUCAAGGACCCCCUGGACCACCAGGUCCACCAGGACCCCCAGGAGCCGCAAUUCAAGGUGCACCAGGACAAGCAGGUGCUCAAGGUCCUCCAGGUCCUCAAGGCCCACCAGGUUCAGCAGGACAAGCAGGUCCCGCCGGCCCUACAGGCCCACCAGGUCCAGCAGGCCCAGCAGGAGAGGGUAAACCAGGACCCCCAGGCCCAGCAGGACCACCAGGAACUGCAUCAACAGCUGAAGGAUCUGCCGGUCCUCCUGGACCUGCCGGACCUGCUGGUCCACCAGGAACUAAAGGAGACCCAGGUGAUGCAGGUCAGAGAGGCGCUCCAGGUCAACCAGGACAACCAGGUGAUCCAGGUUCACCAGGAGUUCAGGGACCACCAGGGCGUGAUGGAGCCUCAACUGUUGGACCAGCUGGACCUCCAGGCAAUCCAGGAUCACCAGGAUCUCCAGGAGGACCUGGCAGUCCCGGCUCCCCAGGACCACCAGGAGAAAGAGGUGAAGCUGGAAUCCCAGGCGCUCCCGGUAUACCAGGAAGUUCUAGAGGCCCACCUGGUGCAAGACCUGGUACAGGUUCACCUGGCCCACCUGGUCCUCCUGGCCCCCCUGGUCCCCCUGGAACUCCUGGUGAUGCUGGUCGUGGAGCAGAAGAAGUUCAACAAUAUAUUGCCCAGUAUCUUCAAAGUGAAAAUGUCAGAAAUUACUUGAUUGGGCCUCAGGGACCACCAGGGCCACCAGGUGGACAAGAAUUGGACUAUGCAGAACUAGCCAGCCGGGUUAUGAGCUACAUAAGAGGUUCAGGAUUAACUUCAACCGAUGGUGCAGGAACAAUCGCAGGACCUCCAGUCACUUACGAAGAAAUCUUAUCCAUGUUGCAGAACUCUGGAUUGACUAUUGGCCUUCCAGGACCCCCUGGCCCACCAGGACUGCCAGGAAUACCAGGAUCUCAAUAUGGUGAUAUAACAGCUUUACUCCAAACAUCUGAAUUUAAAGGAGUUGUUGGCCCACCCGGACCACCAGGUCAACCUGGACGUCCAGGUCGCCCUGGCACCCCUGGACCCAUGGGACCCCCAGGAGCUCCAGGCACUAGUCUGACAAGCUUUAAUCGAGAAGACGUUGCCAGCUACCUGCAGAGUACUGGAUUUAUGACAGGCCCUCCCGGCCCACCAGGACCUCCAGGACCACAAGGACCAUCUGGCAAUGGUGGAAGCCUGGUUUCUUAUGCUGAGGAUAUCAGAAGUGAUCGCUUAAAGACUGAGCUAAUGGAGUACCUGACAAGUGAUAACAUUCGUAGAUACAUUUCUGGCCCACCAGGACCACCUGGGCCUCCUGGUCCUCAAGGUCUAAGAGGUCCAAAGGGAGACAGUGGAGUGAUGUCAUCAUCCGCCCUAUCAUCAGGCUCAUCAUUGUCAUACGACUCAACGUCAGGUUCAUCAUUGUCAUCCGACUCAUCGUCAUCAUCAGGAUCAUCCUUCUCUUCAUCCUCAUCUUCAUCAUUCGCAUUAGAUUAUAAUGAAGUUGCGAAUCGUGUGGCAGAACAGUUCCAGAGCCAAGGCCUCUUUGGAGAUAUGGCUUUCGGACAUCAAAGAUCUGGACCUCAAGGGCCUCCAGGACCACCAGGACCACCUGGAAUCUGUCAAGUAUAUGCCACCCAUGCAAACAUCACUACUGAUCUCAUGGAAGUUUUCAGACGUCAUGGUACCAUUCAAGGACCACCUGGUUUACAAGGGCAGAAGGGAGACAGAGGAUUCCCUGGUCCCAAAGGUGAUAGAGGGGAGCCAGGUAAUGUUGGACCACAAGGACCCAGGGGUCCAAGAGGAGAGAAAGGAGAACUUGUUAUUGGAAAACGAAAAAGAAGAAGCCUGGGUGUCUGACAUGUUCAUCUCAUUGCCAUUGACUCAGCCAACACGUUGAGAAAGAUUAGUCGGAGCUGAGAGUACAUCAUUCCUGCUCUUUUGCACUGGCUCUCCCUAAAUACCAGGAUUCGGCGCCUCUCAACGGGCACAUAUCAAGCAAUUUUCCACACAGUGUCCAUUAAUCAGAAGACCAUCAUGAAAUUGGAGGAAAAGAAAAGACGUGUAAAGAGAAUGAUAGGUCUAUUGGUGUCAGUAGUGAUGGUCUUUACGUAGUAUAGGCCAUAAAAAUAUCCACAAGGCAUUAAAAGUCAUUUUUAGUAGUCGGCAACCUGUCACGCUGGAAAUAAAGACAUGUUACAUAUAUGGGUACCAUAGGGACGGGAGGGGGGGGGGGGACGGGAGGGGCAGUAUUAUGGUAGCCAAAACAAUUGUGUUCAAGUACCUGUUACUGCAUUGGGAUUAAUCGAGGCCACUGAGAAAGUUUAUGACACCUGUAUAAGUGGUAUUAUCCGAGACCAAGACUGGAAAUCCAGUAGAAUUCUACUGACCGAGGAAAUUGGACCAAAUUUGUAUUCUGUAGUAUUAUGACAGCGGCCCAUCACACAAUCGAUUGUCUCAUCUCUAGCAUUUUAUUUAUCGCUCUCCUAUACAUUAGUCAUCAUUGUGUGUUUUUUUAUUAAACUUUGUUAAGUUUUUUUGUUUUUCUUUUAUGAUACAUCCUUUUUUAUUUUUAUUUCAUGUACUUCUACCAAUCACUGUAGGAUGGAUUAAGAGCCCCUGAGCACGUUUACAAACCCCUUUAGAUUAUUUGGGGUAGGGGGCCAGAUAGUGGCCUGCACUGAUAAGAGGGUGUGUGCAGGGUUACCGUUUUGUAUUUAUUGAUGCCAUAGGUAUGAUUGUUAACCAUCUUCUUCAUUGAGAGAAUCUAUGGUCUUUUAUGAGAAAAGCCACAUAGAACAGGGGAGAUUUCUAUUCUCCACAUGUGCCAAUACAUGACUAACCAUGUUUUCAUUCGUAGUGUUAUUUGUAACCUUUACAGGACACAAUAUAACCAUAAAGUGCUGGCCAAUAGUAUCCAAUCAGAUAUAAGCAGCAAUCUGAUUGGUUGCCACAGAAAACUCCUCUUCUGUUGCCAAUACAAUUUAUAUACAGAAGCCCACUCAGUCACAGGGCCCAAUGAACCUAAUUAAACGUCACUCCUUUCACUUAAAGGGGUACUCCGCUUCUCAGCGUUCGGAACAAACUGUUCCGAACGCAGGAGCCAGCGCCGGGAGCUCGUGACGUCAUAGCCCCGUCCCCUCAUGACGUCACAUCCUGCCCCCUCAAUGCAAGUCUAUGGAAGGGGGCGUGACAGCCGGCAGAUUUUUUUUUACUAAUACUGUAUCAUGUACUAUGUUAUUGAUUAGAUGAUGACACACAUUGUAAGUUAUUACCUGGUUCCCAGAAAUAAAGAACCGCCUCCUAGAACACUUCUACUUUGGCCAGUGAUAUCUAAAUGUUGGGGCCUAAAUGUUCAACUUAAAGAGAUUAUCCUGCAACAAAUAAAAUGUUUUCUCCUAUCCAUAGUCCCAGUGGUCGGAUCCCUACCAAUCCCUAGAACGGAGGUAAAAUGUCCCCUGUAAUGGAUGGCGUCACGCAAAUACAUCCACCAAUCUGGUCAUUCUCUAUGGGGCCUCGAAACAUUGUAGAGUGGGAUUGGUGGAAGACCCCGACUGAACAGCUAUGUUAUCCUCUUCCCAAUGGAUAGAGAUUAAUUCUAAUUGUAAGAUAUGCCCAAAGGAUAAGGGAUAAGAUGUUCGCUCAUGGGGUUCCCACAGCUGGGACCCCCCGCAAUCUCUGCCGCACCCGG
Messenger RNA from Hyla sarda, 9398 nucleotides. RefSeq names its product collagen type XVII alpha 1 chain (gene COL17A1). NCBI's taxonomy places the organism in Eukaryota, Metazoa, Chordata, Amphibia, Anura, Hylidae. The record is from RefSeq and is a predicted model, not a curated record. The transcript is spliced from 56 exons. Bases 3032 to 7567 code for a protein of 1511 amino acids.